AAAGUCAGGACUGUUCCCCUGCAGACACGCUGGUACAAGGAGCCCAGAUGAGAGGAAGGCUGACCCUGCGGACUGGUUAGUGAACUGUAGGUGCAUCAAUGGAUUGGUAUUGGCUAUGGACAUGAGGAGAUAAAUAAUGGCUCAAUAUGGGAACACGACAGUGCUCUAUCAAGGCUUUGUUAAUGGCGUCAGCAGCUCUACAACUAAUAGCAGCCUACCCCAUAACAACACCAACCCUGUACUAUGUCCAUGGAAGCCUACCAACUCGUCCAUGGCUGUCGCUAUUCCCAGCUUCUCAAUGACUCUGGGCGCCUUGUCCAACAUCAUCGCCCUCGUCAUCCUCAUCAAAUCCUACGCCCGGUUCCGCAGGCGGUCCAAGGCCACCUUCCUGCUCUUCGCCAGCAGCUUGGUGCUGACCGAUUUUGUCGGGCAUGUCAUCCCUGGCGCGCUGGUCCUGCGGCUCUACUCGGAGAACAUCGUCAGCGCUGGGCCCAUGUGCCAGUUCCUGGGCGGCUCCUUGGUGUUCUUCGGCCUGUGCCCGCUCUUCCUGGGCUGCAUCAUGGCGAUCGAGCGGUGCGUGGGCGUCACCAAGCCCCUGUUCCACUCCGCCGUGGUGACCCCCACCAGGAGUAAGCUGGCCGUGCUCUGCCUUUGGCUGACUGCCGGGUUCGUCGCUUUCCUGCCCUUUCUGAACUUCGGCCGAUAUGGCAUUCAGUGCCCAAGGACCUGGUGUUUCAUCCGCCUGCAAGGCCCUGCCCAACACUGGACAGAGGAUGCCUUUGCCCUGCUCUUCUGUCUCCUGGGAGUGAUGGCCCUGUUAGUCUCACUGGUCUGCAACACUAUCAGUGGAGUGACCCUCAUCCAGGCCAGGAUUAAGAAGCAGAAUUGCAACCGUAGAGCAAAAUCCCACGACAUCGAAAUGGUCAUCCAAUUAAUUGGGAUCAUGAUGGUGUCCUGCAUCUGCUGGAGCCCUCUUCUGGUGACCGUCGGCCUGAACAGCAUCCGGGCUAUCAAGGAGCUGUCCUGGUUGAGCUUCCUCGGCGUGCGGAUGGCAUCCUGGAAUCAGAUCCUGGAUCCCUGGGUGUACAUCCUGCUGCGGAGGGCAGUCCUGAGGAAACUUUACACCAUGCUGGUAAGCAAGACAGACUUCAACAAGAGCAAGUUUGACCGCUGGGAGAUCAGCUCCUUUCAGAGUUCGGAGCGCAGCGUCAUCAACAAAUACUGAACGGGGUCACCUGAUGAAGAUGAUGGGAAACCGAAGACGUUGAUGAUGAGACUCCCCCCACCCCCCCAAGCCACCCUGAGAGGAACAUCAGGCUGCUUCAGCUGGCACUGGAGGAAGCUGAUAUCUUGAGAACAAGACUUUUGCUCUCUCGGGGUCCUCUCGAGUUGCUGUCUGUUAAUGUCCCAGCAGAAAUUUGUUGGUCAUUUUAACCCAUUGGGAUAUGAUUCCAAUCACCAUGCCCUGUGGAUUCAGUCUGAAAAUGGAUCAAACACACCUGGAGUUCCAGAAGAUUAGAUCCAGCGCUAUUCUCAAGAAUGUGCACAAACUGACCAAGGGUGUGGUCAAGCCAUCUCUUCCAACCAACACUGGAGAAUCAACGAGAACAUUGCUUUGGGGUCAAGUGAGAUUUGAGGAGGGCGGGUGUGACCUGGUAACAACAGGCAGGGUGGGCAAAGGUCAUGGGAACGAUGACCCCAAAGAGCCCUCAAUGCGAUGGUCAAGCGAACGUUCGGCUCUACUGGGAGCUCAUGGGUGGAGAGUCCAGAAUUGCUUUGGUGCCUCUUCACUCGGCUGAGAGUGCUGGUUUGUGGUUGGACAGAAGUCCCUCUCUGUGUGAAAAGUUGACUCCUUGGAUUUGUUGGGGCAUUGUGGGGAGGGGAAGGCAGUUUGUUGGCAGCUCCAACACCAUCCUCCCUCUUUCACUUGGGUGGGGGGGAAGGAAUUUCAGGGAAUGUCUGACUUGGGCAGAACUGCCCUGCUCUCUUGGAGUAGGGAAAAGGGGAUGGGCAACUGUGUGGUGGGGUGUUAGAGCACCCAACAGCAGCAAACUAUUACCAAGUGGUUACAAUGCCAGGGAGAGUCCUUCCUGUCUGCUUGUGUGCCUGUCAUCGGUGUUUGAUGUUGCAGUUGUGUGACCAAAGCUUUCCCUUAUCCUGCCUGCAUGCCUGGAGACUGUCAGAUCAACGGCUGGCUGCUGUAGAAAUCUCCACCAUUAGAAGAUCUGGAACCACCCUCUCGUGCUGUGGUGUGAGUCACACUGACUGCCUGCAUGACACUGAUGCGCUGACCAAGCCAAUCUCCUUUUCAUUGUUUGGGAGUUUACUGUGGUUGCUUGAAGUCUGUAUUUUGUCAGAAUGCUGCCUUUUCAUUGUUGGUAGUUCCUGAGCUUUGCUGCCCCCUGGAGGGGCAUCUCUGGCUUCUCGUUUGGAUGGUCAUAGAAAAGAGGCAUUCCUGUGACAUUUUUUUCAUUCCAACCUCCCCAUCUCUCUGGUAGAGGGCCCAGUCCCUAUCUCCCUUCCCCCUAACCUUAUCCCAGUCCCCACUUCCUUUCCCCUACUCCCCCCACCUUAUCCCAGUCCCAACCUCCCAACUCUGCAACGCCCUCUUGACCUGUCCACCUUCCUUCCCACAUAUCUGCUCUGACCCUAUCAUCAUCAUCACCACCCCCCCACCUCCCUUUGUCUAUCCCAUUUCCAGCUACCUUCUUCCCCCAGCCUCAACCCACCCUCCCAUCUAUCCCUCAGCCCCCAGGGCCCAGAAUCCUCAUUCCUGAUGAAGGGCUUAUGCCUGAAAUGUUGACUCCCCUGCUCCUCGGAUGCUGCCCGACCGGCCGUGCUCUUCCAACGCCCACUCUCUGACCCUGUUUCUUUUUGAGUUGUACUAAACGUACCCCGGAGCAAAAGGUCCCCAAACGGGCUGAGUCUGGGCUGGUCUGAAACCAUCAAUGGGACACUAUUCCUGCAAAACCCCAUUCAGUAGUAACCUCUUCACGCAGAGCAUGGGGAGAAGAGGGGUCUGGGAAGGGGUUAAGCUGUAUAUACUCCAUUCAAAGUCAACAUAGUGCCUCAGUAGCAAGAGAGAGAGAGGUGGACAACUGGUGGUGAGCAGAGGAGUCACCCCCCCCCCUCCCCAGGUGGAUUUGAGAGAGAGAGUUUCUCUCAUGGGGGGGGGGGAGAUCUCCACCCAAGGCAGGAAUCGAACCUACCCCUGUUGGUAUCACGAGCCGGCUGUCCAGCCAACUGAGCUAUGGGGAAGCUGGUGCGAGGGUGAAGGAGGAAUGUCAAACGCCGAGAGCAGACUGGCUAAACCGCCUCGUUCUGGGCUUUGCGCUGUCGAUACAAAUGCACAAGCCUCACCCGGGACCCCCUGUGCCUCUGGUAGUGAAAGAGUUCACUCUGCAAGGACCUUUUGACGGUUAACAGUACCAUCCCUUCCCGGUAGGUUGCAGUCAUCCUGACCUGCAGUCACCUCCCAGAAGGCUCAGCAGCUCCAGGUGGACGCUCGGUGUGUGCUGCUGACGAAGAGUGGUCUUCAGGUGGGACACACCCACACCAUCCUAUGGCUCUAGUUCCAAAAGGAACAGGUGUCCUGUCCAAUAUUCCCAGCCAGCAUUCAUCACAUCAGUGCUUGUGGGAUCUGGCUCAGGCCAUUCAGCCCACACCAACCCUCCGUGUUAACCCUGCAUUUUCCCCAUGACUAAUCCACCUAGCCUACACACCCCUGGGGUAAUUUUAGUCCAGCCAAUCCACCCGAACCUGCACAUCUCUGGACUGUGGGAGGAAGCCCCGUACAGACGUGGGGAGAAUGUGCAAACUCCACACAGUCACCCGAGGCUGGAAUUGAACCGGGGUCCCUGGCGGUGUGAGCCGUGCACAGAGGGCCAUGAAAAGGGGCUACCAAACCCUUCCUUCCCUCCCUUUCCCAAGAUGACACUGACUUUGCGAAAUGGAGGAACCGGUAGAGGCAGGUAUAAUCUUUCGGGACGGAGGCUAGGUAUAAUCCAAAAUAAUAUCACUAAAAGUAAAUGCACUGACCACUUUCUAGAACAAUCCAGAACUCAUAGCCUUGCCUAGCAAUCGCACAGUCUGAAGGGGUUCGGUCUUAAGCUACAAUAACUGUUGGCAAUAGACUCCUUGAUUAAUUGCACUUUACUUUUUUAGUGGCACUUCAGUGAAUGAUCGUUUUAUUAUUUGCUGAGAUCUCCGUACUGUUUAUUUUUGUGGCAAUCUUCAGGAAUGCAGAGAAUAGCUCAGCUGAGAGAAUUUUAAAAGUAUGAAUAUUAAAUGAUUGUAUUUAAGAAUUAUUGUAACUUUUGAACCAUGUAUUUUUGUAUUGUGGUCUUUACAGUCAGUGUUUUUUGAUGUGAUUGAAUUAAAAAUUGAUGUUCG
Molecule: messenger RNA, 4392 nt
Organism: Hemiscyllium ocellatum (epaulette shark)
Lineage: Eukaryota; Metazoa; Chordata; Chondrichthyes; Orectolobiformes; Hemiscylliidae
Product: prostaglandin E2 receptor EP1 subtype-like
Exons: 3
Coding region: 137-1225 (362 amino acids)
Biological process (GO): positive regulation of cytosolic calcium ion concentration; inflammatory response; adenylate cyclase-activating G protein-coupled receptor signaling pathway
Cellular component (GO): plasma membrane
Molecular function (GO): prostaglandin E receptor activity; thromboxane receptor activity
Source: RefSeq, a predicted model, not a curated record